AUGCCUAGGCUAUUAUCAACACAAUCUCAUGUGGUUCAUGGUUACGUGGGCAACAAAGCAGCAACAUUUCCACUGCAGUGUAGAGGCUGGGACGUGGAUUGCGUGAAUUCCGUGCAGCUUUCAUGCCAUACUGGCUACAAUCAAGAUAAUGUGCGUGGUCACGUGGUAGAUGAAGAGGAAUUGAGGGUGGUCUUUGAAGGAAUUGAGCGACUAAUUAAAGGCGAACCUCAUGUUAAAUAUGAUGCGUUAUUGUCGGGCUAUUUACCUUCGAAGGACUCAGUGUCAAUGGUUGCACAAUAUUACAUGUCUCUUAAGAAGCAGCGACCCGACCUCCUAUGGCUACUAGAUCCAGUAAUGGGCGAUGAGGGCCAGCUAUAUGUCGAAGAAAACGUCAUUCCAGAGUAUAGAAAACUCGUCCGAUCUGGAUUUGUUGAUGCCAUCGUGCCUAACCAUUAUGAAUUGGAACUGCUUUCUGGUGGGACAAUAUCCAACCUCAAAGAAGUGCUACAGACAAUAGAUGAACUUCACAAUCACGUGAAAAUAAUUAUAGUGACAUCAUUAUCGUCCGCUAUUUUAGAUGACAAGGAACACGUUUACUGUGUAGCUUCAGUAGCUGGCACUGAAAAACAACGGGUAUGUUUCAAAGUUCCUAUAAUUGAUGCUCAUUUUACAGGUACUGGAGACCUUUUUUCUGCUCUCAUCAUUGAUAGCUUGCAUCGGUUUCUAUCGGACAAAUGCGCCGAUAUCAAACAAACAGUAAAUCACGUGCUCAAUGUCAUACAUAAGGUGUUAACCGUCACAAUAGAGUCUUAUCGCCAAAGGGAACUGAUCGGUGCUGGGUGCAAUAGCGAGUCGCUAGGGUUGGAAUUGAAGCUCAUCGAAUGCCGUGAUGACUUUGAGUCUGAAUAUGAUCCUGUAUCCUUAGUGGAUUAUACAUAUGAACUCCAAGGUACUGGUGAUCUGCAGUAA
This is a messenger RNA of Eremothecium sinecaudum, 969 nucleotides long. RefSeq names its product putative pyridoxal kinase BUD16 (gene BUD16). Gene Ontology annotation, biological process: pyridoxal 5'-phosphate salvage. Gene Ontology annotation, molecular function: pyridoxal kinase activity. The transcript has a single exon. The record is from RefSeq and is a predicted model, not a curated record. Gene Ontology annotation, cellular component: cytosol. Lineage: Eukaryota; Fungi; Ascomycota; Saccharomycetes; Saccharomycetales; Saccharomycetaceae. Bases 1 to 969 code for a protein of 322 amino acids.